AGCAACGCGUGUGCACUCGCGCGUUUGGAGGAAGUUUGGCCCAAGCCGCGACCCGUAGUGGCUGCCGCGCUCCCGCCAAUUUGAAAGUCUAAGGCGGCUGAGUGUGCUGGUGAGAAUGUGGAAUGAUAUCGAAAUUCUGGUGAACGACGACACAACAAGAGAGCAGCUCUCUGUGGGCUUAGGCCAUGAAUGUGGCAGUGCCUUAUACCAAGUGGACUCACUGCUUCAAAUAACAUCUUCAGAAAAGGUCUCAGUUAAUCCUCAGCUGUAUGCAUGCAGCUCGAGGGAUGGCAGCAUUAUUGUUGUUGACAGAUCGGUGGUACUUCUUGACAGCACAGGACAGGCUCUGCAGCUGCACAUUCAGUUUAAUACUAAUGUGGAUGUGGUUGGUAUGUGUCAAGAAAAACAAUUCCUUGUGGUUGGUGAGAGAAGUGGCAAUAUCCAUCUUAUUCAUAUUCCAUCAAAAAAAACCUUGCUGACUAAGAUUUUGGUUGAAACAUCUUCAAGUGAAAAGACCUACUUAAAUCUCUCUAUCAAAAAAGAUGCAGCAGUUGCAGGUGUUUAUCAUAUGUUCAUUCUCACGAGCAAGGGUUUCUUUUGCAUUAUGCAUCUCCCACUUGCUAAAACACAAGAAGCAAUUGACAAGAUGGAUAUGACUGCAGCAACGAAGUUACAAGGACAGAUAAAGACAGCUUUCAUUUCCACAGAGGAAUAUCACAGCCUUGGCUGUCAGAAUUCUGUGAUAAGUAAUUUGGCAAAUAAAAUCCACAUGAUAAUUGGGGGUAAAGGAGGUUUUGUACUCUCCAAAUGGGAGGUGGACACUACCAACAACCUGGUGUCUGUUCGAAGCUUUGCCGAUUCAAGUCUGAUCAAAGAUGCAGUGAAACUUCAAGUUCUUGACAAUCUGCUGUUUGUUUUAGAUACAGAGAACAUCUUAAGCAUACGGGAUGUUUAUUCUCUUACUUUAAUUUGGGAUUGGCCUUUAACACAUAUUGAAGAAUUUCUUCUAACCACAGAGUCUGAUUCUUCUUCAGUCAUGCAGCAAGGGCUUGCAGAUGUUAAACUGGUAGCCAUGACAAGACCCACUAAUAAACAGAUGAGAAGUUUAAUGGUUUUUGCACUACCUACUAUGCAACAGCUCUAUUCUUUGGAAGUAUCUGUUGUUUCUUCACUCGUCCUAAGUGGGAUUGGCACAGAUACAAUAUACUUCUUGGAAGGAAUUCAUGAAAAUCAUCAGAUGUCCACUGAAGGCCCAGUUUCUGUUGUUGUGAUGAGAAGUUUAACUGAAGCCUUGCCAGAAAAUAGACUGAGUCGCUUGCUUCACAAACACAAAUUCACUGAGGCAGAGAGUUUUGCUAUACAAUUUGGACUCGAUGUUGAGCUUGUAUACAAAGUAAAAGCAAACACGAUUUUAGAGAAGCUAGCUUCAGCCUCCAUUGGAAGCUAUGGUCAAGAAGUCUUGCUGGAUUAUGUGAAUGAAGCCAAAGAAAAUCUGCUUAAAAUUCAGGAUAGCCAGUUUGUUGUGGAUUACUGCAUAAAUGCUCCAUGGCCACUAUAUGAAACUGCUCAAGAAAUGUUAAACUAUGCUAAAAUCAGGGUCUUGAAGAAAGAUGAUAGAACCAUUGUUUCUGAUGGGGCUCUAGCAUCUCUAACUGAGCAGGUAUUGAGAGCUCAGGCAAGGCUUACAACUUUCUAUGGAGCUUUUGGACUGGAGAAGUUCAGUGGUAUUGCUUGGACAGAAUUCUUGAAUAAUGAAGACAUUUUAAAGAAUAUCCUUUAUCAGCUAGAAGAAGAAAAUUUAUCUUGUGCACAGUACCUCUGGCUUAGGCAUCAGGCAGAUUUUGAAAACACCUUUGAUGAGAAAAUGCUGGAGAGCUUGCUUAAUGCCAUCCAUGUCACUGUUCCUCUAAAGGAUCUGUGUUUGUGGCUGAAAAAUGUUGUGAUUCCCUUCUUAAGGAGAGUUGUGCCAAAGGGACAGAAAAUAUUAGCCAGAUGGCUGGAACAAGGUGCUCGCAACCUUGAAUUAACUGAUAAGGCAAAUUGGCCAGAGAAUGGGCUGGAAAUGGCUGAGAUUUUUUUUACGAGUAAAAAUCAAGAUGAAAUGCCUCUGACAAGUUUUGGCCAGUGGAAUCCUUUGAAAUGCAGUGACUGUGAAGAAGUACUUAGGUUGAAGAAACUAGUAAAUGAUUUACAAGAACUGAUAGAUCUCUACAGAAAAUACAACUGCAGGCUGGCACUCUCUGAUUUUGAGAAGGAGAACACAACUACUAUUGUGUUUCGUAUGUUUGAUAAAAUUUUGGCACCAGAGCUUGUCCCAUCUAUUCUGGAUAAGUUUAUAAAGCCUUACCUCUGUGAACAUAAUCUCCAAAAGGAUGAACUUCUUUUACAGUAUAUAAAGGACUUGCUAGAACGUUGCCGUACACGGUCUGCUUCUGUAUUUGAAACUGCAUGGGAGGCAAAGGCAAUAGCUGUCGUUGGUUGUAUCUCUGAUACAGAUCUGAAAUUUGAUGCAGUUCUGCAGAUAAUGCAUGGUGCUGUGGUACCUUGGAGUGGAGCAGUAGAGCAGCUGGUAAAACAGCAUUUGGAAAUGAAUCACGUCAAAGUAAAGUUAUUGCAGGAAAAUUACCGACUAAUGGAAAUGAAGAAGCUUUUGCGGGACUACGGGAUAAGAGACACUAAUCUCUUAAAGGACAAGCAGAUGAUAAUGAGGCUAGUGAAAUACAUUCUUAAACAAGACACUCCUACUUCUUUGGAGGAUGCUUUGAAAAUGGUAGAAGCAUAUAUGUUACCCACUAUGGAAGUCUACAUUCUGAGGAUGAUAGACCUCAUUGACAAAGAAAGGGGAGAGGAAUCACUCACUUUGCUAAAGUCUCUGACUAUUGCUGAAGCUGAGAAAGUUGCAGAGAGACUGACUGUGUGGGGAACACUGGUGUUAAAGAGGAAAGCAGAUAAUUCUGAAGAGCAAAAAACACAAAUGUUUAUGACAAAAACACUUGUAGAAAUCCUCAAAUUCCUGUACAAAAUUCAAAGAGACAAUCCUCUAAAGAAGGAUGAAUGUGAAGCAAACCUAAAAACAUUUGAAACAAUUGCUACCCUACAAGAAGACUUUAAUAUCUUUCUUUCAGUUGAAGACUUUGGGAAUCCUACACUGAUGUCUACACUUCUUGAAAAGCACAUAAAUGCUUAUGAAACUGACAAAUAUCUGUCAAAGUCUAGAAAAGAACAAACAACAAAUUGUAAAACAAAAGAUGGUAAAUUAAAGAACCGUUCUACAGAGGCAAGGUUGUACAGAAUGGCUUUGCUUCUGCAAAGAUCAGAGCAAGAGCUGGGAACAACGUUGGCCUUGAGAGCAUUAGAUGCUGGAAAAGUUGAAGAUGCUGUAAAAAUAUGCAGGGACUUCUAUAAAAAUCACUGUAAUAAAGAAACAGGGAAGCUACUGUUCUCAACUUGUCAAAAGCUUUGUCAUAUGUUGGGUGGUGAUGUUCCAGCAAUCACUUCUGAAGACAUGAACCUUCCUGCAGUGAUCUAUGAAAUGGCUUGUCAGGCAGCUACAAUAUGUAGUCCAGAUUUGCUACUCGAUUCUCUGGAACUAUGUAAAUAUACUUUAGCUGCCAAGGAAAUUUACAGACAGUGCCAAAUAGAAAACUAUGGCUUUACAGCAAAGACAACAUGUUUUGGUGGAGAUAAAGAUCCUUAUGAAGAAUGGACUUACAAUGAUUUCUUUAAUGAAGAUGGGAUAGUUCUCGAUCCACAGAUUGUUCUUCCAGUCAUAUAUGAAACCAUUUCUUCUCUUCUACCUACUUCUGAGAGCAAACUGUAUCCUUUGGACUCUACCAGCCUGGCAAACUGCACAUUUAUUAAAGGACAGAACCUUCUACUGCCAGCUAGAACUCCCAUCUGUGCAGUGCUACAAAACCUCAUGGAGUGCAGUCAGUGUGAGUUAGCUCUGCGGCUAAUAGUCUGCUCGUUUGGAUCCUGUCUUCAGCACGGUAUCUCAAACAACAUGGAUUUAUCUCUGGGUGAGAAGCUACACGAUGGCAACACACUAGCUGAAAUCAAAGGUUUUCUCAUUGCUAUGAAACAGACAACUGCAUCAAUAAUUAAGACCUCUAUCAUGACCUUGCUACACAAGGUGUUUAACUGUCGUCUCAUAGAUCAGGACCUGGCACUGGGGUACUGUGCUAUUUUGCCCAGGGAAGAUACGUUUAAUAAGCUCUGGGGUGUCAUAAACAACACGUGGCAAAAUUACAGAAAAGUUCUGUCAGUAGCUCUGGUUGGAGCACAGCUAGCUAUCCAAUAUGGUGAAGCAGCAGAAGAAAAAAAAUUCCGAGAGCUGAUAACUGAUGCAGAAUGGGGAAUCCAGCUUGGCAAAUUUGGUAUUUCUUUUGAGACUGUAUUUAGACAACCACCAGUAAGGAAGAAGGACCUCAUAAGAACUCUUGUACAAAAUCCAGAAGUAGGCACAGAUCUCAUAUUGAAUUACUGCAGAACUUUCAUGCUGGACAGCGAUGCUGCAUUGCAGCUUUGCAUUGAAACACUUCUUCUCAAGAACGCUAAUAGGAAUCACGUUGAAGAUGACUCUGCAGAAUGCAGUGAGAAGCAAUCUCAUGACAUGUUACUGGCCAGAGUGCUAGAAAUAAUUCCUCUGCUGAAAAGCACAAAUGACCUGGUCACCAGCCUCAGUGGAAUAUUGUACAAGCUUGAUCCUUAUGACUAUGAAACUAUUGAAAUUGUCUUGAAAGUGAUACAGAACGCUGAUGAAAGGAAUACCAGUAUUCAGCUCAAUCAGGCUUUGAGCCUUCUCAAACAUCUGGAGUCAUAUAAAAGAACUUCCCCACCCGUGGACCUGGAACACCAGUAUGUUUCAGAGCACAUGAUUCCUUUAUCUCCAGCUUCUGAAACCAGACUACCCUUUCAUUUGAUAUUCUUCAGAACUGCACAGUGUUUUUGGAACAUUAUAUCUGCAGAGCUCAGUGAGGAAUCUUUUCCAACACUUCUGUUGAUUUCCAAACUAAUGAAGGUCUCACUGGAUACCUUGCACAUGUCUGCAGCUCAGCAUGUCUUUCAAAAAAAGUUGAAACCAAAAAUAUUUGAAAUGAGAAACACGGGGUACACAUCAGUUGUUAACAAGGAAACAACUAAAACUGUGCAGACAAUUCAGUCAUAUCUACUGUCUAUAAUUAAUCCAGAGUGGGCUGUAGCUAUGGCCCAUAAGAUUGCACAAGAAUUUCCUACAGGCCCUGAUCAGAUUCAGGCAUUGAAAUUCUGCCUCCGUCUAGCUGAGAAAUGGCUUAAGAAUACUACUGCUAAGGAUGAAUCACAUGAAAAAGCAGAAGUCUUACAGAAGAAGUUAUAUAUGCAGUAUAAGCGAUCAGCAACAGAAAAUGUUCUAAUAACCUACAAGCUGAACACUGCAGAGUAUUUAAAGUCUAUUGCAAAACCAGCAAACCUGAUUGUUUUACUGUAUGAACACCACAGUAUAGACCAAAGAAUCCAAAAUCCGACAGGUCGAGAUUAUCCAGAUAUCCAUAUGGCAGCUAAGGAGAUAGCUGAAAUUAACAACCUGGAUAUGAACAAAAUUUUGAAUAAACUGCUGAAUAAAUGGCUGUGUCCAAACACACUGCCCUCAGAAAAAACUCAAGAAAUCUUUGGAGAUGCACAGGAAGAUGAAGAACUCCGAAGAGUUAUAUAUCUACUCCAGUCACACCCAAUGGAUUACAGUUCAAGAAUGCUUUUUGCCAUUACAACAUCUGCCACAUCUCCCAUUGGUGUUAAUCAGCUGACAUUUGCUCACAGGAGCAGAGCACUUAAGUGUCUGCUCUACCUGGCAGAUACCAGCACUGUGGAAUCACUCUUCAAGAAACCCAUUAAGAAAGUAAAGUAUUUCCUAAAAUGCUUCAUUUACCUGGCAGAGUUUGAAGUCUUGAACAUUCCAUAUACCUAUGAAUCAUUUCAUAAGAGUCCUAAGGAAGGAAUGAUUAAGGGGCUAUGGAAGAAUCACAGCCAUGAACCCACGGCUGUCAGGCUGGUGACUGAACUUAGCCUAGAAUAUAAAGUAUACGACUUCCAGCUGUGGAAUGGCCUACUACAGAAACUUCUUGGUUUCAAUAUGAUUCAUUAUCUUAGGAAAGUUCUGAUAGCGAUUAAUGGGGUUCACUCAUUAUGGCAGAUUCCCAGCUUCAGUCGAGCUUGGCGAAGUGUGGUUUUGUCACCAUUUCUCACAGCUUCAUGUCCACCAAGUCCUAAACAGAUAGAGGAAUGCUGUGAGUGUUUUGUGAUUCUGCUCAAGUGUCCUGUACUGGCUGACUUGGAUGUCAUUGGAAUAGCUAAACAAUACGCACAGUUGGACCUUCCAGCUUUUGCUUUGGGAUGCCUGAUGCUGAUUCCUCAGUUUGAGAAGCGGGAGCAGCAAAUUCAGGCUUUCUUGUCAACAUGUAAUACUGAAACUGUGCUGCAACAAAUAGAUGAGCAUAUGAAUGCUGGAGAAGUGGUGGCUUUUGCUUCUCAGAUUAGAUCUUUGAUUUUGGACAGUAUCAUAAAUGAGAAGCUAUAUGAAAAGUUCUUAAAAACGAAGUAUUUUCCACUGGUGAAGCAGCAGCUGAUGAGCACUCACCGAAUGAAAGAACUGGUGGAUUAUUUUGCCAACAAGAACUGCAUUGAGGAUGCAGCAGCCCUAAUUCGAGAGUAUCAAGAGAAAAAUGGAAACCCUACUCUGCUAGAUAAAUCCUCCUCUGAUGUUCUGAAGAUGUACCUGAAUGGACCACAGGAGACGUGUGUACUAGAACUGCCAUCUAUGAAGUCUUGAUUUACCCUCAGUCUUUUCUCCCUCUGCUGGCAAGAUGAGUGUUAUGCAUUCACAAUGCACAUCGUGGUCAAGUAAACUCUGAACUAAAACCUCACUGCUUUUACCAAAAGCUGGCCCUAGCUUUCCACAUCUUUUUCUUUUUCCUUUCAUCUGUUCUAGAGUGUUUCCAUAAGCUGUCCCUUGUAAAAAAAGAAGAAGUUUGAUUUAGAACAGGAGUUCCUAUUUGCAUACCAUAGCAACAUUCAUAUUCUGCACUUUAAGAAGGAUUAACUUUAUUUCAUUUAUUUCUGUAUUAUUUCUCUAAUAAUUGAAGUCUGCUGUUAGGAUCACUAAGAUUUCGUUCAUGCAGACAUAACUUGACAUAAUUGUGAUCAAGUUUUAAACUGGAAGCAUUGUGCUUCAUGUAAAAUAUACAGACAAAUUGUGAUUUUAAUUACAGUGAGCACAAAUAAACCAACUUCAAUAUCAAAAUUGACCUUAAAGUCUUUUAUAAGCUUUGAUGUACAGAUAAAUUUGCCAAGAAAAGUUGGUGAUGUUCUUUUUCCUGCUGAAUGCAUGCAGAAUUCAAUGAGCAUGUAUUUCACUGCAGGAAAUAGCAGCCAAAGUGUCUGAGUUACCAAGCUCAAACACUGAGGGUUUUUUGUAAGCAAAGCAGGUUCAUUUCAAAUAGAAGGUGUUUAGCCAAAGUUACCAACACAGAGCUGUAGGUUGUAGCUGAUCCUUUGGGUUUUAUGGACUUGUUUCACAA
Messenger RNA from Lagopus muta (rock ptarmigan), 7553 nucleotides. It is a transcript of the gene KNTC1, whose product is annotated as kinetochore associated 1. Gene Ontology annotation, molecular function: small GTPase binding. Lineage: Eukaryota; Metazoa; Chordata; Aves; Galliformes; Phasianidae. Bases 116 to 6805 code for a protein of 2229 amino acids. Gene Ontology annotation, biological process: mitotic spindle assembly checkpoint signaling; mitotic sister chromatid segregation; protein localization to kinetochore involved in kinetochore assembly. The record is from RefSeq and is a predicted model, not a curated record. The transcript is spliced from 64 exons. Gene Ontology annotation, cellular component: cytoplasm; RZZ complex; kinetochore microtubule.